AUGGGGGUCUGUCAAAGCACCCAAGUCGAGGAGGUCCAUGUGAUGCUUUCAGAGCUGCAGACGGGGGACGUGCUUCUUAGCAAGGAGCCAAUCCUCUCGAGUCCUGGCGCUUGCUUCAUGCGUAGCUGCCUUUGUUGGCAGGCCCAUCACAUAGGCCUGGUGGUGAAUCCUGCUGACUUUCCUGCAGAAUCACACCUCCGGCGUCGCCACCCCGAGAUGGAACAAGGCAGCAUGUACGUUUUCCAUGCGCUUGUGACCGGCAUGAAAGUCUGGGACCUCGAGCGGUACAUUCGUCGGAUUCACAACGCAUGCGUCUUGCCAGGAGAGGCUUGGGUGCGUCAGCUGCGCGCCAGCACGGAGACUCCCUCGGACUUUCGCCCGCAACUCAUCGCGGAACUGGAUGCUGCUUUCGAGGAGCUCCACAGCCGGCCAUACGAGAAGAACCAGCUAUCGACUCUCCACGCCUUCUGCGACUGCGCGGAGGUGUGUGGCCUCUGCCAAGCCAAGCAGGACACCUCCAGCAUAUUCUGUUCAGAGCUUGUGGCUGAAGUGCUUCAGCGAGGCAAAGUCCUCUCAACCGACCGGCCUUCAUCCGAGUUUACUCCGAUGGACUUCUUGAGGAGCGACGGUCGAUCGGUAGAACAGGCGAAGCUGCAGUCUUGCCUGGAGCUGGGCCGGCUGAGGCGGAUCGAGGUGACGUAA
Messenger RNA from Symbiodinium sp. CCMP2592, 702 nucleotides. The record is from the annotation of a GenBank genome assembly. NCBI's taxonomy places the organism in Eukaryota, Dinophyceae, Suessiales, Symbiodiniaceae.